Triplophysa dalaica is the source of this 1577-nucleotide messenger RNA. RefSeq lists its product as uncharacterized. The record is from RefSeq and is a predicted model, not a curated record. The transcript is spliced from 9 exons. Lineage: Eukaryota; Metazoa; Chordata; Actinopteri; Cypriniformes; Nemacheilidae. The coding region runs from base 384 to 1577 and encodes 397 amino acids.
AGGAGGAGGAAUCAGACACACAAUUUCAGACAGAACCUCGUGACUCAACUCUUUACCAAGGAGAAUCUACUGUUACAGAGGAAUCUGAACUGACGUCUGUGGCUCAAAAUUCUAUAUAUGGGGGCUGCAAAUAUAUAGUUUUUGAAUCCUGUCUCCGUGAGCUGUUUGACACGUGUCCAAUUUGCAGAGCAAAAUCUGAUGUGCAGCAACACCGGUUUGGCACAUAUGUGACAUUCAUUCAGCUUUGCCCCAAGUGUACAUACAACCGAAAAUGGCAGAGUCAGCCUUUAGUCAGAAGUACACCCAUCGGAAAUCUCCUGUUAUCUGCUGCUACGUAUUUUACUGGAGGAUCAUUUGUCCAGUUACAAAAAAUUUGCAAGGCCAUGGAGUUACAAAUUUUCCAAUAUGAUACAUUCUCGAGACAUUGCAGAAGCUUCUUGGAACCAGCUAUUGUGCACAAAUGGAGAAGUGAACAGCUAAAAAAUUUCCAUAGGUUACAACCGGGGGAAACAAUUGCUGUAGCUGGAGAUAUGCGUGCAGACUCGCCAGGCCACUCAGCAAAAUAUGGAAGCUACUCUGUUAUGCACUUGGACAGCAAUACUAUUUUGGACCUUCAGCUUGUUCAGCGCAAUGAAGUUGGAGGAAGUUCUCAUAUGAAGAAAGAAGGGCUAAAGAGAUGUCUGGAUCUGCUAGAGAGAAAUGGCUUUUCAGUGGACUACAUAGUCACUGACUCCCAGCCACAGAUACAGAAAUAUCUAAGGGACCGCAGCAUAACUCAAUUCUACGAUGUAUUGCACUUUGAAAAAGGUUUAUCAAAGAAGUUGGACAAACUGGCCAAAAAAAAACAUUGUGAGGUGUUGAAGAAGUGGCUGCACAGCAUUCGUAAUCAUGUUUACUGGUGUGCAACUUCUUCAACGUCAGGACAAGAGAAGGUUGCAAAAUGGACGUCUCUUGUCAACCACCUACAGAACGUUCACGUGCAUGACAAUUCCAUCUUUCCGAGAUGUGCACAUCCUGUUCGUAUAUCCAGGGACCCCAAGAAAUUGUUUCAACCAGGGUCGAUAGCACUCCACAAGGUUGAAAAAAUCCUAUGCAACAAGAGGGUUCUCAAGGGCGUGAAGAAGCUAAGUCACCAUUUCCAAACAUCAUCCCUGGAUGCAUUCCAUAGCUUGAUUCUGCGAUUCACACCCAAAAACGUGUCUUUUCCUUUCAUGGGAAUGUUGUGCAGACAGUACCUUGCUGUGCUACAUUACAAUGAGAAUGCAAACCCAAAGCAAGCCAUUGCAUCAGCAGGACAGUCAAUGUACAGAAUUGAGCUCCCAAAAUCCAAAAAAGAAGAAUCUAUAGCACCGCCGAUAGAAACAAAACCAACAUGCAAUUAUGUCAAAGAGCUACUGAGUCUUGUCUUCGAGGAGGUGAUACUGGACCCCACACCAUUUGUUGAGGAAUUGAAGACCAUUCCUGUUCCCACAACCCUUUGUGCAGGUUUUGACAGACCGUUAAAGGAGGAAGCAAUUGCCCGCCAUGUUUCCAGAUUCAAUCGAGGUGGUCGAAAGCCAACACACAGACCAGCCUGA